This is a messenger RNA of Amphibalanus amphitrite, 2444 nucleotides long. RefSeq names its product PDZ domain-containing protein GIPC3-like. The transcript has 7 exons. The record is from RefSeq and is a predicted model, not a curated record. Lineage: Eukaryota; Metazoa; Arthropoda; Thecostraca; Balanomorpha; Balanidae. Gene Ontology annotation, molecular function: protein binding. The coding region runs from base 573 to 1613 and encodes 346 amino acids.
AGAUCUCUCGGACCCGGACCUCACCGGCGCUCCUACCGGCUAUUUUCGGAGACCCUACCUCUCAUCCUGUCACUAGAUGGCAGCACGGCACCGCACCUGCCCCACCGAUGACAGGUGUCGCACGGUCCCAUAGCCCGUGACCAGACCAUGAUUGCGGCCACUUGUCCGGCGCGAGACGAGGGCGGCAGCGCCGGAGUUCCGCCUCAGUCGUCAUCCGGACCGCCGCCGUCACAUCCUCUCCCAGACUCUCAUCCCAUCGCCGCCUUCGCUGGAGACUCGCCGUCGUCCCAUCGUCGCGUCGCUCCCGUCACGGUCGGCCGCUCGUCGCUGUCAGCCGGCCGUCGUUCUGCAGUCAGCUGAGUGCGGGGUGGCCGGCGGGGCGUUCCCGGCUUAUCAGCUCGGCUGGAUAACGCUGUGCCGCGCGGCGCUGGUCGCAGAGAGAGAGAUAGCUCUGCAGUGGCCAGCGUCACAGGCGGGCACAGGUGACGGCGUGGUGUGAAUUGUGUGACGGCAGUGACGCGUGUGUGAGUUGAGCUGUGUGACGAGUGACGCAGGUCGCGGCGCGUCGGACCAUGCCGCUGUUCGGUAAAUCCCGCAGGAGGGACGGCGAGAGUGGGGCGAACGGUGUGGCUCCGUCAGCCCCGCCUCUCGACGACUCGCCCUCUCCUUCCCCUCACGCGGCGCCGCGGCGGGAGCGACCGCCCCAGAGUGCGCCGCCCAGCUACCCGGCGCCGCCGCCGCCGCGACCAGCCACGCCACCGCAGCCCAAGCUGCAGUUUCACUGCCAGCUGGCGCACGGCAGUCCGACCGGCAUCAUCUCCGGCUUCGGCAACGUCAAGGAGCUCUACCAGCGCAUCGCCGAGUGCUACAAGCUGCCGGUCUCAGAGAUUCUGUUUUGCACAUUAAAUACACACAAGGUCGACAUGAAUAAGCUAUUGGGAGCCCAGAUCGGCUUGGACGACUUCAUUUUCGCACACAAGAAAGGUCAGGCGAAGGAGGUAGAGAUCACCAAAACCGAGGACGCCCUGGGUCUGACCAUCACCGACAACGGGGCCGGCUACGCCUUCAUCAAGCGCAUCAAGGAGGACAGCGUCAUAGACCGGAUAGGGCACAUCAAGGUCGGAGAUCACGUGGAGAGGAUUGAUGACGUCAGUCUGGUGGGCUGCCGGCACUUUGACGUCGCCAGAAUGCUGAAGGAGAUCCCCGUGGGCACCACAUUCACACUCAGGGCCGUGGAACCGCUCACGGCAGGAUUCGCCAAUAUCGGGCCCCGGUCCGGCCCGAAGUCGGGCAGCAAAGCUCCCCAGUACGGCUCGGGGAAGGCGACACUACGAUUCCGAGCCAACGGACCAGCAGUGGUGGAACAGGCGCCGACCGAUCUGACGGAGGCCGGCACAGACAAGAUCAACGAACUCCUGGACGGCUUCCUGGGAAUCAGCGACGGAGAACUUGCCGCCCAGAUCUGGGAGCUCGGGGAGAACAAGCGCAGUCCGGAACAGUUCGCUGAGGCGCUGGACAACUCGGAGCUGGAGGCGUUCGGCUUCACAGAUGAGUUUGUCAUCGAACUGUGGAGUGCCAUCACCGGCGUGCGGGCCCUGAACGGCUCGUUUUGAGAGAGCUGGUCGCAAGGGACGGGCUCAGGGUGAAACCAGUGGCAGCUAACAGCCGUUGGCAAACUUGCCUUACAAGGGAACAACGGUGACGAAAAGACAUAAUUUUUCGUUUUCAGCGUCCUUAUGGUUGCAGGAUUAUAGUGUGAAGUGUGAAAGACAUUGCCACCAAAAAUUUUAAACAGUUUUUGUGGCGGCAACCUUAUUGCAAGUGUUGUGAUAGAGGCAGUCGAGACCAAGUAAGUACUAGUGGCCAUGGUUGCAAAGAUUGCGGACCUAAGCAUUGGUACUCAUGCAACGAGCACGGCAGCUUUUUGGUAGCUCAGGUGCUCGUCUGCUCCCACAAUCAUACGAGUCCUCCGAUAACGUAAUAUUGUGGCCAUAUAUUUAUGCGUGGUUGAGCUUCUUGCCAGCUUCAUACUUCUGGAAGCUGCAUAUGUCUAUUUCAAUAGGUGUUUGAAGUAGCUAUAUGCGUACCCGGCCUUAAUCCUAAUUACCUUUGAAUCAUAAGGAACGCGCGACGAUGCGCCGCCUUAUGAAUCGAUGAUGUUUCAUGCCAUGUCUAAGUUAAGCGACGGUUGCGGCGUGGCAACAUUUCUUUAAAUGCCCUAUGCUGUUUGACGCACGACGCUCGUUACAUGGUUUUAAACUGUAUUUAUGUAGUUCGUGCCUUGGCACCAUUUGACUUCCUUAUAGAGACGUCGGCAGCGUGUACCUGCCUCUAUGAGCGUCUUUGACUUGUGAGCGUGAAUGGGAAUGAAACGCUUCCAGAAAAGUUAAUGAUCGUGUCAUUGCGCGGUUGUUAGGAUAAAUAAAGGUGCUGCUAAAGUGAUA